Funneliformis mosseae is the source of this 399-nucleotide messenger RNA. The record is from the annotation of a GenBank genome assembly. NCBI's taxonomy places the organism in Eukaryota, Fungi, Glomeromycota, Glomeromycetes, Glomerales, Glomeraceae.
AUGAAUGGUGUAGAACCGAAAACGUGCACUCUAUUCCCUAGGUUAGGUCAUAUCCCUAUAGAUUCAAAUAUAAUUAAACCUAUACAUGCGGCAAUUCUAUCAAAUUGGAUUUAUCGUAAAGACACAAAAUCAUUUAAAACCGGUGAUUCUUUUAUAUUCACUUUGGGGGAUGGUGAAAAUUUUCAUAAAAUUAAAUUGAGUAGAGUCAGUAUACCUGUAGCUGCCAUUUACGAACAUCAAAGCGGUGGGUUGAAUUUUGGUGGUGGAGAUUUGAAUGUGAAUGAUCGUAUUGUCUCUUGUCAAAAAAGUAUGCAAUCUUAUGAACAUAGAAUUUUAGAUAUUGAUAAUUAUCUAGCUGAUGAAUUUGAAGUAUUUUCCAUCACGACAAAUUUCAUAUAA